Messenger RNA from Aureococcus anophagefferens, 1311 nucleotides. RefSeq lists its product as hypothetical. The coding region runs from base 1 to 1311 and encodes 436 amino acids. Lineage: Eukaryota; Pelagophyceae; Pelagomonadales; Pelagomonadaceae. The transcript is spliced from 2 exons. The record is from RefSeq and is a predicted model, not a curated record.
AUGGGCCGCCGCGCGCCGGCGUGCGACUGGGAUGCGUACGCGGACCGGUACCCGGACGUGCGGGCGGCCUUCGGCCGCGACGCGCGCGCGCUCGCGGCCCACUACGACGCGCACGGCGCCGGGGAGGGCCGGCACUGCGCCGCGCACGAGGACUUCGCGGAGGUCGUCGACCUGGAGGGCCUCGACGUGCCCGCGCGCUGGCGGGUCUUGCGCGGCGGGACGAUGGAAAUCGUUCCCCACGUCUUCGUGGAGCUCCGCGGCGACGCCGACCACGCCCGCGUCGCGGGCCACUUCUGCGGCGACGCCCAGCUGGGCGGCGACUGCGAAGCGUCGGUGCGCGCGGCCGUCGAGGCGGCCGCUUCGGCAAACGCCGCUCACUUGAUCGCGACGCAGCCGGGGACCUUCGAGGUGCCGCGGACGACGGUCUGGGGCCAGGAGACGACCGACGGCGCGCGGGUGGUGGCCGCCAGCUGGCUCCGCGAGCGGGACUUCGCGAGCCGCUGCGCGCCCGACGAAACGUCGGGGACGAAGGUCGCCGUUCUAGUCACGGGCCAGCUGCGGGUGUUCGGGGACGCGCACCGGGCCAAGCUCCGGCGCGACCUCGCGGACUUCUCGACCUUCGUCGCGACGUACCCGGAAUUCCGCGCCGAGGCCGAGGCGCUCGGCGCGGAGGCCGUCUACGCGGACGCCGCGGCCCUCUCGCACCUCCUGGCGAGGCACAACGUGGGCCUGGGCCACUCGCACUUCGGCGCGGCCAUGGACGAGCGCAAGGUGCACGGCCAGGUGUGGCAGUGGGCGCUCCUGGACCUCGCGCUCGACGCCUUCGGCGCGCGCCUCGAGGCUUUCGACGUCCUCGUGCGGACGCGGACGGACCUGGACGAGCGCGCGCCGCUGCCGUACGCGUCGCUGCGCCCGGCGCCGGGCGCCGUGCACUGCCGGUCGGACUUUGUGUUCUACGGCGCGCGCGGCGCGUUCCUGGCGGCGUUCGGGCCCAUGUUCCGGCGGGUCCUCGGGGUCUACUGGCGGCCCGAGGGCGGCCGCGAGGGCCAGCCCUACGUGCCGAUCGACUGGGGCGCGCUCCUCGAGUCGGACCUCUCGGGCGUCAAGUGGUGGUGGCUGCCGCUCCCGCUCCGCAUCUUCGGGGACGCGCGCCCGGCGACGCCCCUCGACCUCAAGCUCUUCGUCGCGGACCACCUUCGGGAGCUGGGCGCGGUGGCCGCGGGCGCCCCGGCGCGCCUCUCGUCCCGGACGGAAUUCACGGCCCAGGAGCGCCGACCCGCGCGGAAGCCCGACGCCGAUGUCACAGCCUGA